AGGAACCAAAAAUAUUUGUUUAAAGAAAAGUAUAUUUAGUUUAUAUUGAAAAAGAAGAACAAUAGGCUUUUAAUUCUAUAAGAGAGAGUACUUUAUAAUGAAGAAGGCACUGACCUUCCUUCUCUUGAUAUAUAUCUGCAAUGAGCUUUGUCUGGUAGUGCUUCAAUUGAGUGAAAACAAUGGUGCUAGGGUUGCCAUGUGGUGAAACUUACUCCUUCUCUUCAAUUAUAUGAGGCUUCCUAUAGGCUCCGGUUUUUCUUGAUACUUCUAAAAACACAAAAGAAAUUUAAUUUUAUUGAUGAUGGAAGAGCAAAGCAAAUGAGAGACAAAGACACAGAGCUUAUAUCAGAGAGUAUAUUGGUGAAGUGGAUUGAAUCACAUAAGCCAUGGAGUCUCCGAGGAACCAUGGAGGCUCUGAAGAGGAGGAAUACAGCAGUUGUGAGUCAGGGUGGACUAUGUACAUAGAAGACGCCUUCCAUGGAAAUGACCAUUCAUCUGUUGUUGUUGAUGAUGAUGAUGAUGAUACACAGGUAAAAGAGGCUCAUGAUGGCUAUGAGAACGAUGAUGGCGACAAUAGUGAUGAUGGUGGUGAUGAAGAGAGUGAUGAUUCCAUGGCUUCUGAUGCAUCCUCGGGGCCUAGCAAUCAGCUUCCAAAGAACAUCAACAAACAUGCAGCUAGGAAGAAUGGUUCUAAACAAGUCUACCUUCAAAAACGCCAACACACAGAGAAAACAUUGAGCAACGAAGGAGAAAAAUCAGACCUCAAAGCUAAAACAAGAACAAGUGCAGCUAGUCGUGUCCAGAGUAGAGGCAAGGUGAGCAAAACCAAAUAAAACUCAUGGCGAAUAAGAGAAGAAGAUAUGGGGGUUCACAAAGAAUCCAAAUCCUGUAGUGAAGAGAGACGUUUCAGGGGUCUCACCAAUCGUGUUGUUUGCCUUUAAUAAGCCAUGUGUAGGUAGUUGCAUUGUUUUCUUUUGCCGGAAUAUGUUUUUUUGUAGAAGCUGUCCUAAAUAAGUUAUCUGCACGGUUCUCCGUUGGAACCCUGUUAUAUAAUAUGUACCUUGUUCUU
Molecule: messenger RNA, 1069 nt
Organism: Arabidopsis lyrata subsp. lyrata
Lineage: Eukaryota; Viridiplantae; Streptophyta; Magnoliopsida; Brassicales; Brassicaceae
Product: protein PFC0760c
Exons: 2
Coding region: 387-833 (148 amino acids)
Biological process (GO): cytokinin biosynthetic process
Source: RefSeq, a predicted model, not a curated record